Molecule: messenger RNA, 2160 nt
Organism: Stylonychia lemnae
Lineage: Eukaryota; Ciliophora; Spirotrichea; Sporadotrichida; Oxytrichidae
Source: the annotation of a GenBank genome assembly
AUGAAUACCCUAGAGUAUAGAGUGCUAGUAUUAACCUUAGUGAAUUCAGCAAAUUUGAUAAAUUACGAAUCAAACCAGAUCGUGAACAUGACUCUUCAACUCUUUCCAAAGUACUAGAUAAGGAGCUCCAGCAAAUCUUACUAAUCACAAUCAGAUGGGAAAAAUUCAGUAGUUUUGAAGACAAAGCCAGCAAAGAUGACAUCUAAUAUUAGGUAGAAAAAAUUCAAGACUAAAGUGAUGAGUACAAUGGAGUCAAAGAACUUACAAUAAUCAAAGAGGGGUACUCUCAUUGAUGGUGAUGAACAAAACCUUGAUUCCCUUGAAAAUUAAAUAAAGCAUAAAAUCAAAGCUGGGUUAUAUAAUUCGUAUAAGAAUGAUCCAUUUGUAAAUGAAGACUUCAUUAUUUCGGAUAGUUAUGUUUAGUUUUCAAGAAAGAGAUUUAUAAAAUUUUUCAUCUAUCAUCUGCUUUACUAUUUUUACUUUGGACCAUUGAUUUACUUUAUCCUUUUGCCUUUUGAAAACAAGAAUUUUUUAUUAAAUAUGGGAUUUAUGGGAUUUGGUUUAGGGGCUCGCUAUCAAAUGUUACAAUGGUUUCCUUUACUAAUAGCAUCAGUUAUUUUUUACUCGGGGAUAGAUCAUGAGUAUAUAACACUAACUGAGAUAGCUAUGGCAUAUCUCACCAUUGUUUUAAGAUGUCUAAUUGUAUCAAUUAGAUAUGCAACUACACUUUAAUCAAGAAUAGACAUGCAGUAUAAAAGAAUAUUCACAGAUUAAGAGAAUCAGCAAGAAUAUCUUGGAACUGGCUGGAGAGAUAUUCAUCCUUUAUAUUUAGAUUAGGAAAUAAAGCAUUCAAUGAUAAGAAAUGAAGUGGAAAACUUUUUUUUCAAUUUCAAAUUCAUCAUAAAAAUCAAUGAAGAGUACAAAGAGAGAUUCAACAACUAUAAUUACUACAUAGACCACAAAUAUGAAGGUGAAAAAUAAAAAAUAUACUUGCUUAAGUUUUAUGAAGCUGUUUUAUUUGGGUAACAGAAUUAGAGUGUAAAGAGAAAGUUUUUAAGUGAAACUAUCGAUUAUAUACCUCAUAGCAUCAUAGAUAUCCAUAAUAGUUACCAUGAAGAGCCUACGAAGGAAGAUUUAUUUAUGCUCUAUUCAGGCAGACAAGUCGUCAAGGAGUUUAUUCUUGCUUCAAAGCAUCUUUCAUAAUUCCUACAUAAAAGAGUAUUUACGAGUAUUGGCUAUAUACAUGCAGUUCUUCCUUUCAUAAUAAAUCUAUUUUUGGAUUUACACUUUGAUUAAUUACCUCAGUAAUAACUCUAAAUAAAAUACAAAUCUGCUUGCUUUUGGAUUUAUACUAUAAUGCUUGUUGUGGUUAAUUCAGUGACCUAUUCUGUGAAUCAAGAAUUUCUUCGAAUAGGUAUGAUCGAUAUGAAAAGAAGAUUAUUUUUAAUGAGGAUUUGCGAGUAUAUUCUAGAGCCAAAUAAACACAAAGUCAAGGGAGUUUUUAAAGUUUUCCCUCUCAUCAAUUACUUUGAUCCUCAAACUCUAUUGUCUUGGAUGGAUAUGAGACAAAUGCUUCUGGAUGUAGGAAAGAGAUUUCACAUCCGCAUUGAACUAUACAUCUAAAUGUACUUGAUAGUUUACAUAUUGAUUGCUGCUGUUUAUCUGCUCUACUUCUUCUAAAUAUUUAACUUUUACAUGGAAAAAGCAAUGGUUGCUAUCCUAAUAUUCGAGAUUGUUAAUUAGUUCGUUGUACUAUAUAUGAAUUUUUACUAUGGAGCCUUGAUCAAUGAAAUUUCUAAUAACUAACUACUGCGAAUUUGUGAAUUAAGAAAUGUCUUAGAAAGACUAAAAGUUGACUGGGAAAAGAUAGUUUGUUGUAGCAGAAAUAAUGCUGUGAUGAUGAAUAAUACAUUUAGACUAUCUCUUUUGUACUUUGACUUUGUAAGUAAAGACUAAGGACCAGAGAGAUGCAAAGAGAUUCUAAUGGAAUCAACAGCUGUUCUUGAGGUAGUCUCAUUUAGAUUGGAGAAAGAAUUAUAGCUUAAUCCAAUUACCAUUUUGGGAGUGCCAUUAAAUACCACGGUUUUAAAGGCUAUCUAAACAUCUGUGAUUUCUCUAAUAGCUGCAAUGAUCAAUAAGAAAACCUAACUUUUAAACUGA